Boeremia exigua is the source of this 2412-nucleotide messenger RNA. RefSeq names its product endo-1,3(4)-beta-glucanase 1 precursor. The record is from RefSeq and is a predicted model, not a curated record. NCBI's taxonomy places the organism in Eukaryota, Fungi, Ascomycota, Dothideomycetes, Pleosporales, Didymellaceae. Gene Ontology annotation, molecular function: endo-1,3(4)-beta-glucanase activity; glucan endo-1,3-beta-D-glucosidase activity. The coding region runs from base 1 to 2412 and encodes 803 amino acids. The transcript has 2 exons. Gene Ontology annotation, cellular component: cell surface.
AUGUAUCCUUUUCUCGACUUCCUCUGCUGCUUCCACGACCGCAAACCCGCCCCAAAGCCACACCCACACAAACCACCCGCACCCACGCAGCCCCAGAGGCACAACACUCUCCCCUCGAUCCCUCCUCGCGCCGCCACCGCGCCCAAAUCCCCGCCCCGCCCCCGCCCCAAAGGCCUCCUCCAAACCCUCAGCUACCGCACCAACCCGCCCUCCAAGAGCCCCGACAUCCCGCCCGACAACAUCUUCGUCCCAAUCCAGCCCGAUGCCAUCCUCCCGCAGAUCCCCAUCGGCGACCACCACCCCGUGCCGCGCACGGGCAUCGAAGACCCGCACUCGCGCACCCUCCACACCAACGGCUUCUACGCGAACGCGUUCCUCGGCGGCCAGAACCAGCCCGUGUGGACGCACCCGUACAGCGUGUGGUGGGGCAAGGGCGCGCAGGACGUCGGCGUGCUGCAGACGUGGGGGAUGAACGUGGGGUGUGUCGAGGAGGGGGAUGUGGAGUACGGGCCGGGGGAGCCGCCGAAGGUGUUUAGUUGCCCGCGGAAACAGUGCUUAGUGCUGUCGGCGGCGGAGCUGGGGGCGCUGACGCGGUUGUCGACAGAUUCGCAUUUGCCGUUCUCGGUGAAUAUUAAUCUGGGGCUGGACGGCGGGGAGGGCGGGUUGAGGGUCUCGUUUCCGGUCGUCCAGGGCAUGGCGUUUGUGACUGCUGGGUACCGGGGCGCGACGCCGACGGUUCAGACCGGUGGGCGGGGGUUUGUGGAGGUCAACAAGCCGGUCAUGAUGGGCAGGGUGGCGAAGUAUAAGGCGAAAGACUUCGGUGGAAGGGACUGGCUGAUCUACGUCAGUCCGUUGGCGAGCACGACGUAUGAUGCUGGCGCGUUCGUCAAGAUCGACGCCAGCACGCUCAUGGGCCCGGCGGGUUUCAACGGCACGAUUCAGGUGGCGAGGAACCCGCUGGGCGCCAAAAGCGAAUCGAUCUACGACAACGCCGUUGGGACGUUUCCGAUCGAGGCAACGCUCACUGCCGUGGUUAACGAGGCCAAGGCUACGUACUCGUUCAGCUACACGAAGAUCGGUGCCUCGCCAUUACUGAUGUUUGCUCUGCCGCACCACAUCCAGUCUCUUGAUCCCGAGCUCAGACUAAAAGUCACGGAGCUGCAGCUGCGCACGUCGACCAAGGGCAUGGCAACGGCAGUGUGGGCCGAGAAGCUUUCCUUCAUCGAGACCAACCUCCCCGUCACCAUGUCGUUUGGCCCCUGGAACCCCACCAUGAGUGCCAACGCGAAGAUCCGCUUCCCCCCGGAUGUUCUCUCCUUCAUUUCGUCGAUAGCAGAGCACGACCUGCGACGCGCCAUGAGCAGCCCCAUUCCACUCGACUCGUACUACUACGCCGGCAAGUCCCUCUCCGGAUUCGCAACUCUUGUUUGGGUUAUCAAGGAGGUGCUGGGGCUCGCUGAGGUUGCCAAUGCCGGUCUUACGAAGCUGAAGCAAGAGAUGGCAAAGUACGUCCAGAACCAGCAGCGCUACCCGCUCUACUACGAUGACAGCUGGAAGGGGGUGGUGUCGAAUGCCGGAUUCGCCGACUCGGGUGCGGACUUUGGCAACACGUACUACAACGACCACCACUUCCACUUCGGCUAUUUCGUCUACACGGCCGCGGUCAUUGCGUUCCUGGACCCGGAGUGGCUGACGCAGGGCCACAACAAGGCAUGGACGAACAUGCUGGUGAAGGACUUCGCCGAGAGCGACUACAAGGGCCGCGACUUCCCUUUCUCACGCAGCUUCGACUGGUGGCACGGCCACAGCUGGGCCAAGGGCCUAUUCGAAAGCGCCGACGGCAAAGACCAAGAAAGCACCAGCGAAGACGGCUUCGCCAGCUUCGCCCUCAAGAUGUGGGGCAAAGUCACCGCAGACGCCAACAUGGAGAAGCGCGGCUCCCUCAUGCUGGCCCUGCAAGCCCGCUCCUUCAACACCUACUUCUACCUGACUUCUGCUUCCGUCCAGCCCCCGCGCUUCCUCCCCAACAAAAUCUCAGGCAUCCUCUUCGAAAACAAAAUCGACUACGCGACUUACUUCGGCGACUCCCCCGCCCUCAUCCACGGCAUCCACAUGGUCCCCCUCAGCCCGGCGUCCGCGCUCCUGCGCCCCCGCUCCUUCGUCAAAGAAGAAUGGGACGCCAAGUUCAGCGACGGCCGCGCGGUGCGCGACGGGCCCGACGGCGUCGAGGGCCCCUGGCGCGGCGUCUUGCAUGCGAAUCUCGCGCUGCUGGACCCCAAAGCGAGUUUUUCUUUCUUCAGGGAUGGGGUCGCUGGGUUCUGGAGCGAUUUGUGGAUCGAUGGGGGCGCGAGUCGGACGUGGUAUUUGGUGUUUGCGGCGGGGUUGGGGGAGCUGGGGAGGGGUGGGCGGUAG